UGGUCGGUAGUGUACGAACAGAUAUGAAACAAUUGGUAAAACUGAUCAUGUAUGAACAUCAAACGUGUAGUUGCACCUAAGUAAAGCAAAAAAAAUUAUAUAUAUCGACUGAAGGCAUUCUGUUCACUCUUUGCAAGUAGUGGAAAAGAAAUUAAGUGAGCACAUAAUGUCUCACUCUGAGGAAAAACACAAAGAGAAAAGUGCGCUAACAAAUAAUGACAUUAACAAAGAGAAAAAUGCGGAUUUGCCAUCUGAAAACAGUGAACACCACAAAUACCUAAUAUAUGGAGUAAACGAUUCGCCGCCCAUACAUAUAACUAUUGUUUGUGCAUUACAGCAAGGAUUGUUGUCUCUAUCAACACAGUUGAUCGUAUCUCUGCUAGUGGCCGAAGCAGUAUGUGCAUCAGACAAGGACAUUUUCAAAGCGAGGCUACUUAGCUCGACACUGUUUAUGAGUGGUGUUACAACAUUAGCUAUGAAUAUUUUUGGUAUAAGAUUACCACUUUUCCAAGGAGCGAUGUCAGAGUAUGUCGUUCCUUUAUUGUUAGUAGGGAGUGUUGAGGGAUCUUUCUGCUCAACACUGGCCCCCGUAUCAGACGUCGCUAAAGUGAUCAACACGUCAGCCAACUCUACUGGUGAAGAUAUUUCAAUGGACAGAAUUUUAUGGAAUGUUCGGGCACUUCAAGGGAGUCUGAUGUUAGCGGGAGUUAUACAUGCACUGCUCGGCUUUACUGGGCUUAUUGGUGUGUUGCUAAAACUUGUUGGACCUUUGACCAUUGUUCCUACGAUGGUUCUCCUUUUCAUCUUUAUCGUCAAGCCGGUCCUUAAGUUUGUGGAAGUUAACUGGGGAAUCGCUAUGUCAACGGUGUUUGUUGCUGUGAUAUUGUUCCUGUAUCUGGCAAAUUACAACAUGCCAAUACCUAUCUGGACACCUUCGGCUGGAUUCAGGAUAAUACGUUACCCUUUGCAUCAAGUAUUUGCGAUUCUAAUAUCUAUAAUAUUGAAUUGGUUGCUCUGUGGACUUCUAACAAAGUUUGGUGUAUUUCCUGACGAUCCUAAACACCCAGGAUUUAACGCUCGGACAGACGCACGGAUAUCUAUCAUUCGUGACCACCCCUGGUUUACGUUCCCUUAUCCCGGUCAGUAUGGACCAAUCGGAUUCAGUGAAACAGCUUUCCUGUCGUGCAUGAUUGCAACUCUUAUAUCUGUCUUGGAUUCGAUUGGAGAUUAUUACGCAUGCGCAAAAGUGUGCCGCGUACCACCUCCGCCAAGACAUGCAGUUAAUCGGGGUUUGCUCGUAGAAGGCUUAUGUACAUUCCUCUCUGGUACUGUAGGCUGUGGUCAUGCCACUGGAACCUACGGUGGUAAUAUUGGUGCAGUAGGAGUGACUAGGGUUGCCAGUCGUCAGGUGUUUAUUGGUGUUGGGGUGUUGUACGUUUUGUUUGGUAUAUUUGGGAAGUUUUCUGCUAUGUUUAUUACUAUACCAAGUCCAGUUCUUGGCGGGGCUAUUGUUGUAAUGUUUGGCAUCUUCUUCGGUGUUGUUCUGUCUAAUCUUGAGGUAACGAACAUGUCGUCCCCGAGAAAUAUGGCAAUAAUUGGACUUUCAAUAUUUAUUGGGCUUUCUGUGCCAACGUGGGUCCAACAAGUUGUUACACCAAUUCAUUCAGGUAAUGAGAAAGCGGACAGAAUCAUAGCAAUGUUACUAGGCAACCCAACACUCGUUGGUACCACACUGGCUUGCUUUCUAGAUAAUACCGUGCCAGGAUCAGCUGAAGACCGAGGUAUGGCGGCCUGGCAUGUAAGUGAUGAUGAUGAAACUGCUGAGUUGGAUACUGAAAGAUAUAAUGAGGGUUUCGAAGUUUAUGACCCUCUUCUUCCCAAGAGGCUUCUCAGUCUGAAAUUAAUGAAAGUCGUCCCAUUCUUACCAUACAAAAGACUCAGUCCUAAGGUUAAUGAUGUAUAAUUUUUCAUGUCCAGGAUUUGGCAAUUUGCUUUAGUUUCUAAGUGUUUGUGUUGAAAACGCAUAUUUAAUUGAUGAAUAUAUGUGUGUAUGUAAAUGUCGUCAUUAUAAAGUAUAUAAUCAUGCUUCAAUCUAUUAUUAAAUGGUUUGUUACUUUUAUUUGACUGUUUAUGAUUUUGAGAUAGAUUCAAGUUUAUCAAACUGUUUAUAAUGUGAAACCUAAAGUGUCAAUAAGAUAUACUGUUUAUAUGACAAUAGAGAUAAAAAUAAAUAUAUAUGUGUGUAACAACAUUAUUACU
Mercenaria mercenaria is the source of this 2259-nucleotide messenger RNA. Its product is annotated as solute carrier family 23 member 2-like. Gene Ontology annotation, cellular component: membrane. The transcript has 12 exons. NCBI's taxonomy places the organism in Eukaryota, Metazoa, Mollusca, Bivalvia, Venerida, Veneridae. Gene Ontology annotation, molecular function: transmembrane transporter activity. Bases 167 to 1963 code for a protein of 598 amino acids. The record is from RefSeq and is a predicted model, not a curated record. Gene Ontology annotation, biological process: transmembrane transport.